AACGACAAUCAUCAAACCACGCCUCGUAACCUUACCUAUCACAUCGGACCGCAAACCAUAUAAUUCAUUCAAUCCUUCUCGACCACUUCACGAAUCGAAGAGAAAGGUGGAGGAAAUAAAAGAGAGAGAGGAAUUAUUGAUUGGCAUCGUGGAAGAUAAGGGAAGGAAGGGCAGAAAGAAAGAAAGAAAGAUUCACCUUGGGAAUAAAUUCAAUUCACUCUUCCGCAUAAUUUCGCCCUGUCGCGACUCUGUUGUGUUGCAAUACGGUAUCGUUGCGACAAUGCUUAGGCCGUGAUAUUUACCAAUAGCUACAAAACAUCACAAUAGCAAAUCCCUUCUAUUGUCAGUCUGCAAUACGGUAUAACUUCACGUUGCGCGUACAUCAUAAAUUCAUUUUGAGAAUUGUAAGUUUGCUUUUCACUCUCUAAUUCCAAGUCGUGUUUCCUAUGGAGAUAUCACCAAAAGAUAUCACCGCCAAGAUGUCGAUCCUACACCGCGAAAUUAUAAUGAAGAAGAGAUUGGAUCGAUUCGUGAUUGCUGAUAUGGUUGCUACAGAGAGGAUGGAGAAGAAGAAAGCUAUGGAUGUCGCCUGCAGAUCCACGACUACCAUCGGGGGGUUGCAGAACCUGUUUCGUGACCUUGCCGAAGAUGAACUCCCAGAAGUAAGCUCGCACAUUCUAAAAAUGUAAGAUGAGGUUGACUGACUGUUCGCAGACGCCGCACCUCCUUGAAAUCAUCGAUGCCGAAAAGGGAAAAUGGAAUUCGCGGUCCCACGAAGAGCUCAUAGGAAUACCUUGGAACCUACCUUCCGAGCACUCAGAAGCUCGCAAGCUUCAGUACAUGACUGUUUUCUCUACUGGGGAUCGCGACCUUCAAGUCCCAAAAGCCUUUGAUCAUGAAGAUCUAGUAGGGAGUCCCUCGAACAGUGCAGGUCGAAGUAGCCUGAAUACUCCUCAAAGAGACCCGAACAAAAAGAUCUCGUUUGCGGCUUACCAUAAGAUGAAGAAAGAUGGAAUUAAGCCUAUAUCAAGAACAUCUGCAACUCCGGAUUCAGCUCUUCCAAAGGGUCAUGCAAGAAGUACGAGUAAUGUCUCCAAUGCGACUCCGAUGGCUCGCGGGUCUUCUUUCGAGGGUUCUUUAAAUGGCGACAUACAAAAGAAUGGGAAUGCGGUACACCCCGCGAGCAAGGUAGAUCAUGGAGUCAAGAAUGGUAUUGAUAGGUAUGUUUUAGUGAUUGCUAUAUUCACAACUCCGUUAGGGAUUGCUAACAUAGUCAUAGAAAUCCAAACCCUCCCCGAAAUAAUUCUACCAAACCGCAACAUCUCGCCAAUGGCAUGAAGAACCGCACGGAACAAACAAAGGAUACCUCGAGGUUUAAAGAAUUGAAUACGCCACAAAACAGACCAUCUACAAAAAUGGGCUCUUCAAUCCCUACCUGGGAUGCACCCAUGAAGCACAGCUUACCUCCCCGGCCACAAUCCCCACGAAGAGUGGUCUCUGAUGGCAGAAACAACAAGCGACCAACGGAAUCAGACGAACCAUCUUAUGCAGAGAAGCGUGCCAGAACUGAUCGUGCAAAUUCGCAUCUUCAAAAAAUCGUCAAACCAGAAAAUAAUUCGUCCAAGGCGAAAGCCCCUCCUUCCAAUUCGAGCAAGUCAGAUGACCAUGCAUUCAGAUCCUCCAAAGGAACAGGGGAAGCGAAAUCAAAUAGACCAUCCGGAAAACCUGUUCACAAUUUACCACCAUUACUUUCACCACUCCCUGCUGACUUAACUACUCCUACCACCUUCGAUAGCCCCAAGAAAGCCGAUCAAAAAGUUUCCUCGUCGAAUACUCCAUUCAAGGCCAAGCCGUCUGUUAAUGGGAAGAAACUCCCACCGAAAGAAUUGACGUUGCAACGAGAAGCUUCGCCAACCACACCUCCAAGAACGGCGUCACCCUUCAAACUUCCACCUUUACUUUCACCAACACUUCCUGACGUUGUCGAAGCAGCAUUAGCGGAGCUCAAAGAGAAAGCUGACAAGCAAAAAGAAAAUGAAAAGCUUACGCCUGCGCCUGAGCAUCAUCAAGAGAAAUCAAGUUUGUUGACGGUUGAAGAGCGUCAUACACAAGCGCGUAAACCUGAUGCACCUGGUGUCGCUCGCAAAACUGUCGGUGGUGCCAAAAUUGGCCAUCCUCCCAAAAGAUCUGCAUCAAAUACGCCUUUGCAGAAGCCUCGUGAAGUUUCAAAAGCUCCAGCUACAAGUCAAUCAUAUAUUGUCAAGUUGCCUUAUAGUAAAAGGAAGGCUACGACUAUUGAGCGCCUUGUCAGAUUAUCACCACGACCUUCACCAGAUUUUUUGAAACUUGAGGCUAUUAGAAAGAAAGAAGGCUACGAAGCCAUGAUGGCUCAUGGAUCUUCCAAGAAAGCUCCCGUCUUCUCCGCCGAUGUCGUUUUGGCGGACACUGCAUCAGAAUCUGAAGAGGAGAUACCUUUAUCAACUCAAAGCAGAAAGACAGUCUCCAAGAAACGCCCUAGUGAUGUCCCUCCUUCAAACUCUGAGCCCCCAACAAAACGCGCGAGACGUCCUGAUAAUCUUGAGGUUACGUCUGCUAGAAAAACAGUUCCAAGUCCACUGAAAUCUCCUAUGCGUCCUGGACCAUCUCAAAAAGGUUUACUUGCCACACCCAAGAAAAAGGAAGGUUCCAGGGGUGCAAUUAUGGCCAGAGUUACUUCUAGCGAUGGAAAUCCUGAAACUCCUCAUGGCACUAAUAUUACUGCAACGACUCCUCAAAGUAUCUCGGCAACCAAAUCUGAGCAGAUCAGCGAGUUUGCUCGCAGCCUCAAGAAAAAGGGUGAACGUAUGACGAGAAUUGAUGGUGAUCAACUCAACCUUAAACCUGUUGCUGAACGGACAGCUGGGGUAAUGGUUGUGGUCGAGUGCAUUUGCCAGUACAUGAGAUAUUUUAAGGGGCUUCCUUGUGCUAGUCCCAAGGAAAAUAGCUACAACCAAAGACAAGCCAACGCCAACAAUUGGGAAGGAAUCGUUGCGAUGCUCAAUUGGCUUGGGAAUAUCAGUAAAGAUAUUCCUGUUCUCCAAGUAUUAUUUGUUCAUCUCCAAGCCUUUGCGCUCGAAGAACUAACUCGUGCUUUGAGCGGUAUACGAAAUUCACCAGGCAAUUCUGAAGAGGAUCGUACAAAGGAUCGCGGGGUUUGGUCUAAACAGCAUUCAGCCGAUUUAAAAAGGCAAGAUGCCUGGCGACAAAGUCAUAAUGUCGGAUACAGACUUUUAAAAGAUUUGUCCUGGAAGGGCGAGCCUACUGUCAUUGGACCUUGGACUACUGUUGAUGCCAUCACAGCUUAUUGCAUGGAAGUUUGUGCUGCAUACAACAAGAAGGAGAAAUCUGGCUGGGCAAAGGAAGUAGAGUUCUAGUCGCCUUUUAUACUUUAGCCCUACUUCCUACGAGGUAUUAUAUUCUACGCUAUCACGACGGAAAACUCGAUGUAAAAAGACCCGGUGACUUACGGAUUCGAAAUCUUACCUCUUUGAAUUUCUAUUAUAAAUUCGCUUCAUAUUUUUUUUGUUUUUACACACUUUUCUACAGUACAAUCAAUACUUAACGCACGUAUUUGAGGAUAGCGUUCGGAUGAAUGGGUAUCGGGAAUGGAAUGGUAUGGAUUGGAGUGUGUGGUGUGUGGAGUGGAUGGCGUUUUUCGAGAUUGCUUCUUGGACUUUUUUGCACAUUACACGGUUUACUAUUUGGGAUGGAAUCAUGGCACUAUACCCAGAAAUCUUUGCAACUGCUUUUUUUUUUACAUGUGGACGGAUAGGGGUCAUAUGGUUGAAGUCGAGGAUUUCAAAUUUUAGCUUUCCUAUAUCGAGAUUUGGAUGGGAGGUUGGCUUGCAUGGAUGGGCGGAUGGAUGAAUUGGAUUCGUAGCUCACAAGGUAUUUGAAGGAUUUGAAUCGGGGAUGUUGUAUCAUAGAAUGGAUUUCAAAAUGGACGGAAGAUCCACAGAUGGAUGGAUGAAUGGAUGAACGGAUGGAUAUAAUAUAUAGAAAACAAUUGAGAAA
This is a messenger RNA of Sclerotinia trifoliorum, 4053 nucleotides long. Lineage: Eukaryota; Fungi; Ascomycota; Leotiomycetes; Helotiales; Sclerotiniaceae. The record is from the annotation of a GenBank genome assembly.